AUGAAACUAUAUAUGGCCUGCAAGGACUGGGGCUUCUUUCAGAUUAUAAACCAUGGGGUACCUGAAGACAUUUUAUAUAGAAUCAAGAAUACAAUGGCUGGAUUCUUUGAUCUUCCACUGGAAGAGAAAAAGAGAUACUCAAUGGCAUCAAAUGAUCUCCAAGGAUAUGGGCAAGCAUACGUAGUCUCAGAGGAGCAGAAACUAGACCGGAAUGAUUUGAUAUUUCUAAUGAUACUCCCAACUGAAAUGAGGAAAUUAAAUUACUGUCCAACUGUGGUACCAGACUUCAGGGAUGCAGUUGAAUUGUUUUCAAUGGAAAUGAACAGGAUAACUGUUGAGCUGCUCGCCAAUCAUUCUUUGCUAAUGAACAUGGAUAAACAUGGGCUUUUAAGACUGCAUGGGGCUUUAAAACAAGCUAUGCGUAUGAACUACUAUCCAACUUGCUGCAGACCUGAUCUAGUUCUGGGUGUGAGUCCACAUUCAGAUGGCAGCUCUAUCACCAUACUUUUGCAAGAUGAUGACAUAACUGGCCUCCAAAUUAAGCACAAGGGGGAAUGGCUUCCUGUAAAACCAAUUCCAAAAGCUCUAGUGGUGAAUAUUGGAGAUGUUAUUGAGGUAUUCAGAAUCUAACUAGCAAAAUUUCUAUUUUUUGGAACCCCAAAAAACUUAAUAUGAAGCAUUAGC
Molecule: messenger RNA, 684 nt
Organism: Elaeis guineensis (African oil palm)
Lineage: Eukaryota; Viridiplantae; Streptophyta; Magnoliopsida; Arecales; Arecaceae
Product: protein SRG1-like
Source: RefSeq, a predicted model, not a curated record